AAAAAAUGGUUGUCUGUCAUGAGUUGUCAAUUUUGCAAACAAGAUGUCUAUUUUCGACUUUUUGUUUGAAAAAUAUUUAUAAAGAAAUAAAAAGUACAUUUCAACUGCGUAGAACUAUCAAAUACAUGUUUAUACUUUUGUAUAAAAUCAGAUAAGUGUAAUAGAAACUUGUUUUUGCUUAAAGUCAGAUUAUAUCACCAUGGAUUCGUGUCUCGGCGUUGAACAAGAUUUAGACAAAGCAAUUUCGAAGUUUAACUUCAUUAGUGAGCGUACAGACCAUGUUUUGCAGGAUAUGAUCGAUCAGGUGGAACACCUGAGGAGGGAACUUGCUGAAGAUGGAAUUGACGAGUCAUUAUCCCAUGAAUGGGCUUCAAUGGUGAAAGACCUCAUCACUGCCAUCAAACAGCUGGCUCUUAAGAUGUCCACAGACCAUCGCGAGCUGCACGCAACAGUGUCCCGCGUGGGCAAGUCCAUCGACCGCCACUUCAUAGCCGACUACGCCUCCGUCGCGCCCAAGGCGGAGUCCUUCUGCUCCGACACCAACCGCCCGAUCAUGGAACAGGCUAUUGCUCAACAUUUGUAUAGACAGGGCCUGGAGGAGGUGGGCGACACGCUGGUGGCGGAGGCGGGCAUCCCGGGCGUGGAGCGCACGUGCACGUUUGCAGCGCUGCAGCGCUGCGCCGCGGCGCUGUGCGAGGGCGACCCCUCCGCUGCGCUAGCCUGGGCCGCGCGCCGCGCCGCUGACCUGCAACACUCCGACCUGCCCUUCACGCUGCAUCGCAUGCAGGCGCUCAACCUGGCCCGCACGGAGGGCGUGGGCGCGGCCAUCGAGUACGCGCGGCGCCAGUUCCCGGCGCACGCGGCGCGGCACGAGCGCCAGCUGCAGGCCGCCGUGUGCGCGCUGGCCUGGUGCACGCCCGCCGCGCCGCCCGCGCCGCCGCACUACCACCACCUGCUGUCGCCGCGGGCGCUCGGCGCGGAGGCGGCGGAGCUGUUCAUCCGCGAGGCGUGCGCGCUGCUGCAGCUGGCGCCGCUGUCGCCGCUGGCGGGCGCCGUGCUGGCGGGCGGCCGCGUGCUGCCCGCGCUGCACGACAUCCGCAACAAGAUGACGCACCCGCACGUCAUCGCCGCCUGGUCCGACGACGAGCUGCCGCUGGAGGUGGACUUGGGCGAGGACGGAGGUGGCUACCACUCGGUGUUCGCGUGCCCAAUCCUGCGGCAGCAAGCCUCGGAGCAGAACCCACCGAUGCGCUUACUAUGUGGACACGUCAUCUCACGGGACGCGCUCAACAAACUCGCUAUGGGCGUCAAAUUAAAAUGCCCCUACUGCCCGAUGGAACAAUCGCCGUCCGAGGCGCGCCAAAUAUACUUCUCCUAAAGGUCUCUUAUAUUGACCGUCUGGUCAGUCACCUAUUUUUAUACAUAAUAAUAAUUAUUAUUGAUGUAAAUGGAAUACCUAUUAAAUAGUAGCAUACUCAUGACGUCACACGAAAUCUUCGCAUGUUCUUGGGCUGAUUUUGGGAUAAGUUUGGUCAUGAUUUACGUUUGUAUGGUAAACACCCGUAUUGAAGAUGUUCACUCGAGUCUUCCUCCAGUCAAGUCGGCCUCAGCUGCGCAUUUUGACAGUUAACACUGGAGUCGAACAUAUACGUACUGCCAACAUAAUAAUAAAAACAGAAUAUGUUUACUUUGUGGAAUAUGAUAAUCACUGCUAUCGGAUAAGUCUAACUGCGAAUUUAUUGAAAAUAUAAUACGAUAAAAGUUUCGAGUUCAUUUUUCACUCGUGUGUUGUAACAUGACAAUACGAACAAUUGUCUAUAAUAAUAAUAAUAAAAUAUUUAAUUCAGAUUCUGCAUCCAUAUUAUGUUAGUAAAACAAAAGAAACUCACAAAGUAUGUUAGUAGAUUAGAAAUUAGAUUAGAAAAGAUGUGUUGCUGUUGCAGUUUCUUGUCAUUUCUACUCCUCAGCCAUAACACCUUGCGAAAUGACGUAAAUUCAAAAAUGUUACAUUGACCUUCAACAAGUUUAUCCAUGAUAAUUACGUUGAAUAAAUGAUUCUGAUUAAAUUAAAUGUCAUUACAUGUUACUGGGCCACACGCCGGAUAGGUAACACAUGGGUCAUGCAUGACCCAGUGUUUCCAGAAUGAACCAUCCAUUCUCUCCAUGUAAAUGUUUCAUAAAUAUUUGUUCUAAAGAGUUUGAGCUCUAGCUGUCAACUAUUAACAAAUACGAAAAUAAUGACGUCAUGCGAUACUAGAGUAAACUCGAGUUAAGUUGAGGCGCCGUCUAAGAAUAUCGAUUUUGAGUUGAGUUCGAGGAAGGCCUCGAGUUGGGUGUAUCCCACUAGGCACUAUGCUGCAUUGUGUGACGGAUGCGGCAGAGACUUGGUUAGGGGAGCUUCAGCUGAAUAUAUGAUCCACGCAGGAUAUUUUUAUUUUGUCUGCCAUACGCAAUAAUAAUUUAUUUUAUUUAUUUAUUUACUUUUAGGAAGAUUUUCCAUUGAUGGAUAUACUGGGACACAUUCUCCCACUAUUUUCAUUGCGGGCGGCGGCGGCGGCAAAAAAAAAAAAAACGCUGCAUCACGUCUGCGCACGCCGUCAUAAGCUCUUACUCAUGCGUAGAAACUUUUUUAUUUAUUUCCUCUUUUGUAUAUCCAUGGAAAUAGUGGGAUGCACCCGCUUCGACCGAGGACGGAGUCAAAGAAGGUUCGAGUUAACAUCUUAGAAUACGGGUGUUAGGCCAGGCGCGCACUACAAGAUUUUCGCCGCGCGGCAUAAUGUCGCACUGUAAUUCUGUACCAAACAGUUUUAAAUUGUAUUGCGCGCACUUGACGGCAUUAUGCCGCUGCUUUUUUAUGCCGCGCGGCGAAAAACUCGUAGUGCGCGCCUGGCCUUAGUGUUAACGGAAAGAUAGUUUGACUAUAAACAGUUGGCUUCAAAAAACGAAUCAGGAUAAUGUUAGUAUCGCAACGUGUGUCGAUAAAAUUGUCUUUAUAGUUUUGCCUUUAAAAGAUAUUCUGUUUAACACACGUAGUUGGUAGUGGGACGUAUAUUAGAGACGCGAUCAUUUCUGUCCGACAGACAAACACACUGUAGUGUGCGCAUUGUGGCAUAUAGGGUGUUAGUGACACCGUAACAAAAACUUUGGGGGAACUUUGGGACGGAAAAUUCCACUUGAUAUUAAGUCUCAUAGUCUGAUAUCCCCCUCAGUAUUCGUUACGAUGUCACUAACACCCUGUAUAAGAUAGAAUGCCUUUAUCAAUACUGGUAGCUCUUUACAUAAAAUGAUUCUGUAAAAUGUCGAUUCUGCGAAGCUACACUUAAUAUUAUUUAUCUUCCAUUAGAAUCUAACACAUUCAUAAAUUAACAAAGGAUAGUUAUAUUGCAGAUGUCUAGGUGGUUAGUAUUUUUGAAAAUUGUAAUAUUCAAUUUUAUGAUAUUGAAGUUUAUAAUCAGCGCAAAUCUAAGUUAGGUAAGCGGUACACCGCGUAAACUUGGUAACGCUAGAGAUCAGUCUAGAGCGCAAAGUUGCCAGCAACCAUGGAAUAAAGAAUAAUACCUAUAGAGCGGUAACUCUCCGCCCCGUACUAAU
Messenger RNA from Pectinophora gossypiella (pink bollworm), 3591 nucleotides. RefSeq names its product E3 ubiquitin-protein ligase RMND5A (gene Sou). Bases 200 to 1378 code for a protein of 392 amino acids. The record is from RefSeq and is a predicted model, not a curated record. Gene Ontology annotation, molecular function: ubiquitin protein ligase activity; protein binding. The transcript is spliced from 8 exons. Gene Ontology annotation, cellular component: nucleus; cytoplasm; GID complex. Lineage: Eukaryota; Metazoa; Arthropoda; Insecta; Lepidoptera; Gelechiidae. Gene Ontology annotation, biological process: proteasome-mediated ubiquitin-dependent protein catabolic process.